AAGAUAUUAUCUUACUGAGACGAAGAACAUACGGACGCUUAAAAACACGCAUGCCUCGUUAGACGUUAGACGAUACACAUUUACUUCACAUCGACGUGUACUUCUAACGGAUACUUGAAUUUACCGAGAGGGAAAACGUUGUUGAUGAGAUACAUGAGUAUGUCGGUGCAACGAUGGAGCAUGUCUCCGAGCCAUACUGCUCUAUCGGGAAAGUUUAUGAAAGGACGACUACGUCAUUCCAAGUCUGAUGUGGACAUAAGGCUCGCGUCUUCUAACUCACCGGCUUCGUCGAAAGCAAUUAACGUUCGAAAAGAUACGCUGAAGUUUGAUGUUAAUAUCGGUAGCAUGAGAGUUCCAUUGCAAAAAGAAUACAAUAUUGUACUCUUAGGACAAGCAGCUGUGGGAAAAUCAGCGAUUCUUGUGAGAUUUUCAACUGGAAGAUUCAUUCAUGAGUACCAUCCGACGCUUGAGAUGACGUAUGAGAUGCUGGCUGAUAUAGAUGAAGACACGACACUUUUACGAAUUUUUGAUACUGCAAACACAACCGAGCCUGUACAUCUUACGGAAGGACGAGGAUUCUUAGUUAUAUAUUCAAUAGACAACAGGUUGAGCUUUGAAACUGCAAAGCAAUUGGUAAAAUUAACAAAAGAAUUCAAACGCUUGCGGCGUCUCAGUCCAUCUAUUGUUUUGGUUGGUAACAAACUGGAUCUGGAACAUCUAAGAGUCGUUUCUAAACGUGAGGGAAGAAUAUUUGCAAUGAGAAAUGAUUGCUCAUUUUUUGAGACUUCGGCUAUGGAUGAUGUAAACAUCUGUUCCACUUUUCACGAAGUAGUUCGUCAAUUACGUGGUGGAAGCAAGAACAGGUCUACCUUGAGUAGAAAACAAUCGUUUACGAAACUUUUUUCACGAUAAAUGGUUAAGUUGAGUGUGUGGCUUGGCUCAAAUAGCAAUGCACGCGCUCGAUUGCGUCGUUUACCUUAUGUUUACCUUAUCUACAUUCCUCAACCAGGUUUCUAAAGAUAAUGUGUAUUCCAAAAAGCCAGAAAAUAUCUAAGAAUAAUUGUGAAGACUCUUAAA
Molecule: messenger RNA, 1077 nt
Organism: Xenia sp. Carnegie-2017
Lineage: Eukaryota; Metazoa; Cnidaria; Anthozoa; Malacalcyonacea; Xeniidae
Product: ras-related protein Rap-2a-like
Exons: 4
Coding region: 145-912 (255 amino acids)
Molecular function (GO): GTP binding; GTPase activity
Source: RefSeq, a predicted model, not a curated record